CGACCAUACUCUGUAUUUGCCGCGCUGCUGAGAGGAGAGGUUUUCAAGAGUUGUGCCACACCGGGUAGGCCGGAGACCCUGCCUAUCCAUGCUUCAGCGAAGCAUGCCGCUUCAGCCCUCCUUUGGGAUUGUGGGUGUGAUGUCGGUGAUUUCACUUCUCGCUGUGCCAACAGGUCUCGCUUACGAGACAAGACCCAUGGUUGGGCUCGACCUCGUGCAGGACCGCAGUGUGGAGGUGAUGGAGAGCAUGAGGGCAGACAUGAGCAUCAACUUCAUGGAAGCAGCCCUUGCCCAGGCCACCCUGGCGUCGGGCGCCGGGGAUGGCGAUGACAAACGGUCGAGUGGUGAGGCAUCCAGGGGCAAAUCGGCUGUGUUUCCCUCGUACACCUUCACGGACGUCGAUGGCGUCUUGCACACCUGCACGGUCCGCGAGAGAAUGGAGCAAGCAGAAUCGCCAGGAAAGAAGUCCGCCAAUACAGACGUUUCCACCGCGCUCGACCCCCUAGAGGGUAGUUGCGCCACGUUAUCGCACGGUUAUUGGAGCUACAAAUGGUGUCAUAGGAAGGAUGUCACCCAGUUCCACAAGAGCGAAGACGGUGCAAUGACCACCGUAGUCAAUCUCGGAACGCACACAAGGACGGAGUUGGAAAGGGUCAACGUCACCCCGACCAAGACGGACGCUGCUUCUGCCGAUUCUUCUGAUUCUCCUCAUGAGGCCGAAGUGGCUCGAGCUUUGAAUAAUAAGAAGUCGAAGGGUGGAAAUGAUGGUGGCCGGCACGAGUCACAGAACGAUGACCUCUUCCAGGGAAUAAACGACGUUUCGGAGCUGGCCGCGGUAUACGAUUACUAUGAGGGAGGAGAUGUGUGCGAAGAAACUGGAGCGCGCCGAUUCCUGAAAACGACGAUCAGCUGUUGUACGGCGAAUGACGUCUCGGCUGGAGGUGACUCUGCGGACCCCUUGGCGAUUCUAGUUUCGUUACAGGAGGUUUCGAUCUGUUCCUAUCUGAUCCAGGUAUGUUCCCGACUCCUGUGUCCAGCGGCAACCGAUGGGCUGACCCUCGGCCUGGGGCAAGAAGCAGUGGUCUCGAGCGGGGUAGUGGUGGAGGGCAAGGUCGGCGGUGUUUUGGGUCUUCUGCAAGAGUUGAAGGCUUGCUUUCCCCCGAAGAAGGAAACGUGGUGGGCUUACAAGUUGUGCAUCUCCACUACAGGGUUUAGUCAGUACCACGAGGACUUGUUCCGGAAGGCGGAUGGGAGCCUCAUGUCCAAAGUCACGACUGAAUUUUCUCUAGGUAAGUGGGACAAAUCGAAGGUCACCGGCGAGGGCGAAGAGCUCAUCCGUCCACGACAAGAAGAAGGAGAGGGAGGUACCAUCAUUCUAGAGCUUACCGGAGGCACCGAGUGCGACCUCACAGGAGCUCUUCGGUCGACCACGGUGCAUCUCAAGUGCGGCAAUGUGCAAGAAGUCAGAGAGGUCAUGGAGGACCACACUUGCCACUACCGCGUCCUGGCCAUUUCGCCGCUUCUGUGCAGCCACCCCGCACUUACGCCGAAGAAAGCGGUCGUCCGCACAGUCGAUUGCGUCGCCGAGGGCAAUACACAGGGUAAAAAGUCCAAGAAGAACCAGAAGCACGUGCUGUCUAGCGUCCGUUCGCCCAGUGACUGACUGCUGAGCCUUAUGCGUUGUAACCACUGCUUGUGGGUGGGGCUUCGCUGCCAUGUCGUGGGUCGGCGAUGUUGUGUAUCGUGUGCCACACACACACCACGUUAUUGAGAACAUGGCAGGGACAAACUUGCUGAAUGCAGUGAUGUUGCUUCUGUUGGGCGCUGGGUGUCUUGUAGAAAUUAUUGAUGCAGCUCAGUUUUAGCUGUUGUUCGAUAGUCUUUGCUUGCCCAUCACGGUUGAUCGAAGAAGCGAGCCGUGUGGCUUUGUCUUUUGUGUGCGGCUCGGUUGCGGUCUUGUACGGAAGAAGUUAGAAUGAGACAGGACGACGGGUCACACAAGGUGAUGCGAGACUGCUUGAUGUUCGUUGUUUUGCAAGUCCGUGCGUGUGGCUGCCUCACCUCCCUAGUCUCUUCCUCACUUUGUGUACGUACUCGAUGUAUGAUCAGCGAAUUUGGUGUCUUCAUGGGUGCGUGCCCUUUGCAAUACGAUCCAUGGCUUUGUAGAUCCUAGCUGUGGAGCAGGCCAAUCAGUGUAUCGACCACCACAUAUUCGCGUCGAGACCUUGUUUGUGUGAACAAUAUUCGAACCCCGUGUUUUCUGUGUAACUCGUGUGAGGUGGGUGCGGCAGGGACUGACCGUUCUCGAUCAUUGUUCACGUCAUGGACAGGUCAGCCACGUUUUAUAUACGCUUGUGUGCCACCGCCAAGCAAGAGAAGAUUCAUCAGAUGCCGUCGGUGGGAAAGCAAACUACUUCGAAGUAGAUUAUGUUGCCCGAUCGGC
Messenger RNA from Ectocarpus sp. CCAP 1310/34, 2443 nucleotides. The record is from the annotation of a GenBank genome assembly. Lineage: Eukaryota; Phaeophyceae; Ectocarpales; Ectocarpaceae.